Messenger RNA from Morone saxatilis (striped sea-bass), 1428 nucleotides. It is a transcript of the gene trmt1l, whose product is annotated as tRNA methyltransferase 1-like. Gene Ontology annotation, molecular function: RNA binding. The coding region runs from base 640 to 1428 and encodes 262 amino acids. The transcript is spliced from 8 exons. Gene Ontology annotation, biological process: tRNA N2-guanine methylation. The record is from RefSeq and is a predicted model, not a curated record. Gene Ontology annotation, cellular component: nucleus. NCBI's taxonomy places the organism in Eukaryota, Metazoa, Chordata, Actinopteri, Moronidae.
UGUAUAUGUACUUUUCUAUCAUUUAGUAAACUAACUUACAUAUUUUAUGGAUAUUUCAAUAUUAAAUUCAAAACUGUACAAUGAACACAAACAGUGAACGGCAGGAAGAUUGUGUAAAAUUAGUGAAUUAGAUGAAAUUUUGAGCAGAAUAUUUCCUUUUAGGGAACUUUUUAUUUAAUUCUCUGUUAAAAAUACAGAAUACAGCCAAUCACACAGACUUAAUACGCUUCUUUUUUGGCAAUUUCAAUGUUUUCUUGUCCUUGGUCAUUGAUUCUAUUAAACAAUUACAGUAUAUUGUAAAGUAUAUUCUGUAUUUUAAAAUUAUAAUCCUGCUGAUAAUCGUCAUUUUACUAAACCACGGUUUCGUCCUGAAGGUGGAGACGGUGGCAGAUUCACCUUCGGCUGGUGACCCGGCUGCAGAACAGGCGGCGAAGGAUGAAGCCCGCGGCAGACAGCGAUGCCAAACCCCUCAACCACGACUAUUGGUGAUUACAUAACAGCUGUGUACCGAUCAGCUUCAUACAUCUGCAUUCACAGACUUUAACGACAGAAACGCUUUAUGACUUCACAAACAGUUCUCCUUUUCUACAACCAAGAGGAGACACGUCUCCAUCCACACUAAACUGGAGGGCCCUCGAGAUGCUCGUUGACCUCAACGGUGCGGGACGCAAGUCGUGUCCUCUGUGUCCCGAAGAGAAGUUUAAAGCGUGCUACAGCCACAAGCUCCGCCGACACCUGCAGAACCUCCACUGGAAAGUCUACGUGGAGUUUGAAGGCCAGAGGAUGUGCAUCUGCCACCUGCCCUGCAGAAACCUGAAGCCCAGCCUCAGUGGAGACCAGGCAUCGGGCAGACACGUGGCUCACUACCACUGCGUCGUGUGUUCUGUCACCAUCGCCCGUAAGACGGACAUGAUCAGCCACCUGAAACGACACGUCAACAAAGGAGAGACUGAAGCCAGCUACUCCGGCAGCUCCGACGUCACGUUUGAGGAGCCGGCUCCGUCUGGUCAGGCGUACGAAAUCAUGAAAGAGCUCGGAACCAACGUCCAGCUCCUCCCGAACCACACCACCCCGCAGAAGAGCGACACCUACUUCAACCGCAAGAUGAAGACCAACAGGCAGCUGGUGUUUUGCUCGCUGGCUGUUCUGGCCGAGGAGAGGAACCCGCUCGAGUGUCUGGAUGCUUUUGGAGCUACAGGGAUGUAUUGGGGCCUGCCAGUGGGCGAAGCACCUUCGUACGCCGUCACGACGAUCACCAUGCAGGCAGCAGGUCACACACGGUGCGUGGAAGAUGACUCAAGAGAAGAGCUGCGUGCGAAGGCUGCAGACCACCAUGCCGGACGUGCGACGGGCCUCGAGAGUCCCCGGGCCGACGCCGGGGAUCGCCGGCCGAGCCUCGUGGUGUCGGUGUCACCCAGCGGGACGUAG